This is a messenger RNA of Puccinia graminis f. sp. tritici CRL 75-36-700-3, 837 nucleotides long. RefSeq lists its product as uncharacterized. Gene Ontology annotation, biological process: regulation of DNA-templated transcription. Gene Ontology annotation, molecular function: DNA binding. The coding region runs from base 1 to 837 and encodes 278 amino acids. The record is from RefSeq and is a predicted model, not a curated record. Lineage: Eukaryota; Fungi; Basidiomycota; Pucciniomycetes; Pucciniales; Pucciniaceae. The transcript has 4 exons.
AUGCAAUCCACAUCUCCCACACCAACUGUUACACUCUCUGCUACUUCAGCCCGUACAACCCAGUGGGGAUUUCCCUUGGCAAAAGAUCAAGUUACCUUUAUUGAUCAUGGUUGUAUUAUUGACAAGGAAGGAUAUCCCCUAUAUCCCAACAACAACACCACAUACGUACUUCCCCCCGGAACCAUCAUCACUAAUUUCGGCACAGUAGGAUUUUCAAAGACCUCCUCAUCCAAAACCUCAAAGGAUCGCCGUUGGAAAAUUUACCGUGCACACUGUCUUGGAGUCAUGGUGUGUGACAGUGAAGGUUGUGAGUAUGCCAGACCCACCCCUACAGGCCCAGGGAAGAUUGAGGAGCUUAUCCGCACCACCCCAUGUUGCCCGGCAGACGGGUGCGCUGGCAAGAUCUACUGGAUGGAAUGUCGGCACACACAAACCAGGUUUGAUCAUGAACUUAGUACUGGGUGGAGGCUGAUGCGGCAUCAAGGCUUCCACGACCACCCAUGGCCAACCUCCAAGAAAGCUGACCCUCUCACAAAGAAAUUGCUUGCCCUGGAAGUUGCCAAAAAUCCAAAGGCCGGUGCUCUGCAACUCAAGGUCGGCAACCCAGAUAAAUCCCAUGAGCCCGACAACGGUGUAGCCAGUAUACAUGGAUCGUUUGCAAACUCAGACAGGCUCCGACACCAUCGACAAGAGAUUCUUCGAGGAUUGAACCUGGCCCCCGAUAAAGAUGGAGAUGGAGCAGGAGACCGGUUCAUGAAUGACAUGUUCAUGUGGGAUGAGUUGAGUUGCCCCCUCUUUUUUCCAAUAUCUUCCCACUUAUGCGUGGUUUGGAAGUGA